AUGGUUUUUGCAUCUUGAUUUAACAACUUUAAAUUUCUAUUUGAAAAGAUAUCGACCAAAAUUUGUUGCCUUUUUUCGAAUUCUUUGGAAUUGGAUGCUCUAUCUGGCCAUAAACAUUAGACGCUUUCUGAAGUCUACUUCUUUCGUUUCACUUGACGUUUCCUUUCAGCAAGUCCUUAACAAUGGCCUUACAGAUUGCGAGACGUUUCCUCCGAAUCCACACAGCGGAUGAGGUAUUCACAACCACCUUCAGGAACCCUACCAACAGGCUUUUCUCUCCGACCGAUCGGAGCUAUUCUUCUAGCUCCUCCGAUCUCAUUCGCGCCACUCUCUUCCCCGGCGACGGUAUCGGUCCCGAGAUCGCAACCUCCGUCAAACAGAUAUUCAAUGCUGCAGAAGUCCCAAUUGAAUGGGAAGAACAUUACGUAGGGACAGAAGUAGAUCCCAGAACUCAAAGCUUUGUCACAUGGGAAAGUCUAGAAUCUGUAAGAAGAAACAAGGUUGGAUUGAAAGGUCCCAUGGCUACACCAAUUGGAAAAGGUCAUCGUUCCUUGAAUCUCACUUUAAGAAAAGAACUGAAUCUGUACGCAAAUGUCAGACCAUGUUACAGUCUACCUGGUUACAAAACUCGAUAUGAUGAUGUGAAUCUCAUCACAAUCCGUGAAAACACAGAAGGAGAAUACAGUGGUCUUGAACAUCAAGUUGUGAGGGGAGUUGUUGAAAGUCUUAAAAUCAUAACACGUCAUGCAAGUUUAAGAGUAGCUGAAUAUGCUUUUCAUUAUGCUAAAGCUCAUGGUAGAAAAAGAGUUUCUGCUAUACAUAAAGCUAACAUCAUGCAAAAAACAGAUGGUUUAUUUCUAAAGUGUUGUCGUGAGGUUGCUGAGAAGUACCCUGAGAUAACAUAUGAGGAAGUUGUGAUUGACAAUUGCUGUAUGAUGCUUGUAAAGAAUCCAGGUUUAUUUGAUGUGUUAGUGAUGCCUAAUCUUUAUGGUGAUAUUAUAAGUGAUCUUUGUGCUGGUUUAAUUGGAGGAUUAGGGUUAACACCAAGUUUAAAUAUUGGGGAGGGAGGAAUUGCUGUUGCAGAAGCUGUACAUGGUUCAGCUCCUGAUAUAGCUGGAAAGAAUUUGGCAAAUCCAACUGCUUUGUUAUUGAGUGGUGUAUCAAUGCUUAGACACUUGAAGAUUAAUGAUAAAGCGGAUAGGAUACAGGAAGCUGUGUUGAAAACAAUAGGAGAAGGAAAGUACAGAACAUCAGAUCUUGGUGGAUCUUCAAAAACCUCGGAUUUCACGAAAGCAAUCAUUGACCACCUUUGACUUUGAUUAAAGUUUAAUUACAUAGAUAUUAUAUUGUUUGGUAAAUAUCCCAAUUUAAAAGGGAGAUCACUAUCCUUGAGAGUAUUCUAGCAAAACUUUUUCUUGAUUUUAUUUUUUUA
Lactuca sativa (garden lettuce) is the source of this 1432-nucleotide messenger RNA. Its product is annotated as 3-isopropylmalate dehydrogenase, chloroplastic. The record is from RefSeq and is a predicted model, not a curated record. Gene Ontology annotation, molecular function: NAD binding; magnesium ion binding; isocitrate dehydrogenase (NAD+) activity. Gene Ontology annotation, cellular component: mitochondrion. Gene Ontology annotation, biological process: tricarboxylic acid cycle; isocitrate metabolic process. NCBI's taxonomy places the organism in Eukaryota, Viridiplantae, Streptophyta, Magnoliopsida, Asterales, Asteraceae.